UUACAAGAUUAUAAUUAAAAAAAAAAUAAAUACUUAAAUAUAUAUUAUAUAACUUGUUAUAUGCAAAUGAAAACAAUAAUAAUAUUUCUAUAAAUAAAUUAGAAAAGAAAGAACUUCGCUCGUACAUGGCAAUGAACGUGAUUUCAAAAACGAUUUAAAGUUUAUAAAAAAUAAAAUAAGUUACAAAAAAAGAUUGAUAAAAUGAGGAAAUAUAAAAAAUGUUGUUCGUAUAGUAAAUUGAAUACCAGACGAAUGAAUCUACCUGGGAAUUCUCAGACAGUCCUCAGAAGUUCAAUAAAUUCACAGACUACUUCUAAAUACAAAAUUUAGAAAGUGGAAAACUAAAGUGUAUUAAUAAGAUGCCCGUCGUGCAAUAUGUUGCAAAAUGUUGCUUAAAUUUGACUUCAGUUGACCCGCAUCAGCAUUUAUCAAAAUUAAUAUUUAUUAUUUGCACGCCACUCUUUGGCUGGGGGAAUUGGGUUCCAUUAAAAUGCAUACGCAACAUCUAUGCAUAUUAUAUACACAAAUGGUAAUACAUAUAUAUUUGUAUCUGAUGUGGUCCGUUGAAGUGGAACUGGUUGGGAGCGGGUGUCGGAAUGGGGGAUAGGAGGGGCUAAGUGGUCGUGCUGAAUGCGAGAGCUGAAUGCAUAAAUAAUGCCGAUUUAGAUUAUUCUGAAACAGAAACAUCAUCGGCGUGCUGCGGUCUGCAUUCGGAUAUUCUCAUUCGGAUUUGGACAAAAGUGCCACAGAACGCUGAACUGUGCGGAGCUCAGACAACGAUGACGAGGCCAUAAUCAGGCGAAUUAAUAUGGAAAUUUAUGCAGAGCGAAAAACGAAACCGCAAAAGUAAACGCAGAACACCGCUCGCCGACCAAAACCCAGACCGAAACUCAAACGCAUGUGGGUUCUGUUAUCAGUCCGGGAAAACGUGGCUCACUUCCUGGCCAAAAGUACUGGGUGGUAUGCCGGGGGUGUUCCAGUUGUAAUGCACAUGAAAAAAUAAUGCGAUCCAUUGGAUUCUUCCAAGUAUUACUAACCAAAAAACACCUAUCCUAUGUCACAGGAAAUCCCUACUUUUUUCUCAGUGUCCUCCUGUCUGAGCCGCAAAAAAAGAAACAAUUGAAACACCAAUCUCAUUUAAUUCUGCGUCGGCUGGCAGGCCAAUUUCCUAUCCCACCCCAUGCUACCCCAUUCCGCCCAGCACCCAUUUCUCAGUGUCUUCCCUUGGUCUUUGCGUUGCUGUUGUUGCUGUUUUAUAGCGCAUUAAUUUCGAAAGUAGCGCUACGUGUGCCAAAAAUCAUUAGCAACGGAAUUACGCUCAAUGAAAUGCAGUCGGCGUCGACGGCAAACAAAAGCCAAUGCCAGCCGAAGGGGGAGAUAAUAAAGCGUGGCCAGGCCAGGCCAGGCCGGUCGGUCCUCUGUCGAUUUCGAUGUCGAUGUCGAUGCCGGAAGAAGGGAACACCCGAGGGGGUAAGACCCAUAUAGCCAUGGCAAUGGCAAAAUGUUACAGAACACAGGAGGGGAUAGGGUAGUACCUGGUUGGUAAACUUCGGGAAAACUGCUUAUAAAUUUACCCUAACGACAAGUUAAAUGCUGAAUACGAAAUGUUACAGGGAAGGGUUCCCAUUCCAAGACCCUCGCAGACAUGCGGCUACAACCCGAAGAAUUUGCCGCCAAGAUGAAGCCCAAAUGGUCUCUAAGUGGAAGUUUGAAAAAGUAUGUAAAUUGUUCUGGAAAAAAACUGUCUACUAUGAAAUCUUGCAUAUAAAUUAAAAUUUGUGCCAUUUCGUUUUAUAAAUAUUACAGUAUUUUGAUGGGGAUUUUUAUCAAAAACGCGUUUGAUUUAAUCAGUUGCUAAUUAGAUUCUGUUUUUUCGGGAUACUUCCACGAAACAGAAAAUGGGGAAAGCUGUUCAUUUAAAUAUGGUCAGAGUUAGUAGCUGGCAAUCUUAUCGGUGGGGAAUAAACCAUUAUCAGAUAAAUGGCGGAACUAAUUCGGUAAAUGAAAUUAUGCAAAUGCGUAGGCCAUCAGUUCGAUUGGAGCGUGACAGGUGCGAGUACGGAGUCAAAAUAAAUUAGCAUGUUUAAGUCCAAGUCCUUCGAUUUGGUAAACGAGGAGAAAACGAAAAAGCCAGAGCGGCUGUAUCAGCCGCGUCGGAUGCGCUGGCUAAAGUAUAUCAUACUGCCAGCUAUUUUCGCCUUCGCCGUCCUUCUCGUCCUGUGCAAUGUCGACUUUUCCAACUGUGCCGAAGAUAUCGGCUCCAAUGAAACAUCAAAACAAAAGUGGAUUACCUCGAAUAUUGAUGGGCCGCCAGUUUACAUCCAGGAAAAGGAUCAGGAUGGAGAACGGACCUCACUCUAUGUUUCAAACUACAAGUUUGAAAACGAAACGCUGGAUAGAAGCUUCCUUUCCGGCAGCUUCCGACUGAAGCAGUUGACCCUCGAGGAGUGCCGGCUGAGUCGCAUACAAAAUGGAGUAUUUCAACAAAAUAGUACCCACAAUUUGCUGGUCCUGAAACUUUUAAAUGUGCAAUUGGAGAGCCUAUCGCAUUUAUCCCUAAAAGGACUCCAAAGUCUUGAGGACUUUACCCUUACCAACGAGUAUGACUCAUUCCGAGCCCGUCGAUUUCUCUCACCUGUUUCAAGCACUCUCGUCAAUGCCAGUAUCCACCAACAGUUCGGUGAAACAACCUACUCAGUAAGUGACUUUUUGGGAAACAAAAUAUACACUUCCCUUAAGUUAUUGGAUCUGAGUGGAACCAAUUUGGGCGGAGAAAUAAACGACGAUUCGUUCGAGAACCUGGUUGCUCUGGAGCGUCUGAUUCUUAAGAAUUGUGGUCUGACCCAGGUGGAUGCAUUUCCCAGCCGUUUUCAUUCCGUUCAAUAUUUAGACUUGAGUGGAAAUAUGUUCAAGGAUCCGGGUGUGCGGAUUGAAAGAAUGAUUUUAGAGAUUGACGAAGAAGAAGAAUUGGAAGGACGAAUCAUUACUAUUCAAAAUGCAACUGAAAGAAAGAACACCUUGAAAAGAGUUUUAAGGAAUUACGCUCCAACUGUGGCGGGAAUUCCAAGCACUACUUCAACACCCAAUACCACACUCGAACCAACAACAGAACCUUUUUUUUCAACAGAACCUACCACAGAUUUUGAAUUAUCGAGAUGCAAACAGGAGCUUUGUCAAGAAAUUAUGUACAACAAUGCAGAUGGUGAGGCCAAAAUACUACCCAUAAAUUAUGACGCGAUCAUCAACUUUACGGACUAUGCUGUCAAUGCGGUAAAAGUGGAUAUCUCACAGGUGGCAUGUUCGAAGUGGUCACUCAUCUACUUCGACUCCAAUUUGACGAUUGUAUACAUAGCACAAACAGAAUUUAGUUAUCUGAGGGGUACCUACACUAUAAAACUCACAGAUGUGAGUUGCCAAAUCCCCUAUACUUACUGCCUUUUGCCGGAUGAUACGGAAACCUCUCCCUUAAACUGUCGGUCGCACAAGAUCUCAAUGGGAUGUGAGCAUAAAAAUGUGUCCUGGAUUAAUAAUCACAUUGGACUGAUGAUCGGAUUGGGUCUGGUGGCUGUUAUAGUCGGGUGUCUCCUUGGAAUGCUGAUCAUGUAUGCAACACUUCACCAGAAACCCUCAUUGCUGCGAGGCAGCAAGCACCUAAUUCACGCUAACCAAGACUCCAAAUCCAUGUAUCUCAUACCGACAAAAGGAAAGGACGAUCCAUACAGCCACGUGGGGAGUCGCCUCUCGAUUGUAGACAACCACGAGUAUAUUGCCGCCUAUCACCGAUAUCUGGAGCAAGCAAAUAUCCGGCAAACAGAAUCCAAUAGAUACACCCGUCCGCCUCGGGAAAGGGCUCCAUCCGUACCGCUCUGCGCUGAAACUCCUCCCGCCCUUCCGGCUAGGAUCACCUACGAAUACGAGAGCUUGGAGCUGUACGAGGAACUCCACUAAAGCGAUUAGUUAAGUACUAAACGAGUACAUUCUGUACUCCACCAAAUGAGUACAAAACCCACUUAUUAUCUUGACUGUUAUCCAGUUUGUUAUCUAAAAGGCCCAUUAAAUAGCCAUUUUGUAACCAAAAUUUUGCACAGUUCUUGCUCUAACUUUGUUUCAUAUUUAUUAUUCUAUUAAAGAAGCACUUCGAUCCAAAGAUGAUGCGUUCGUUUAAAUUUUAAAGUAUUCCGGUAUAGAAGCAG
Messenger RNA from Drosophila ananassae, 4193 nucleotides. RefSeq lists its product as uncharacterized. The coding region runs from base 2080 to 3948 and encodes 622 amino acids. NCBI's taxonomy places the organism in Eukaryota, Metazoa, Arthropoda, Insecta, Diptera, Drosophilidae. The record is from RefSeq and is a predicted model, not a curated record. The transcript has 2 exons.